ACCCUUUUCUCGCAAAAUCUUUUUCAUAAUGGCUUCAAAAAUUCAAAACGUGACGGAGUUCUCAUACGUUACCCUCAAUGAGGGUGUCAACGUCUUUGAUGAAUCAGCUGCGGCAAAAACAUAUCAAAAUGUUCUUGAGACAGCAUUGAAACAACCUGGUGCUAGACGAGUUUAUACUGGUGUUGAGGUUGAGAAUCCUUCUACACUAUGGUUGUUUCUUGAUUGGGAGAGUUUGGAAGAUCAUGAGAAUUAUCCCAAGACCGCCGAUCAUGGCCCUAUCAUUGAAUCUCUCAAACCCAUCGUGGACUUCUCAAAUUCCAUAAACAAACAGGACCGCUCCCCCGUAACAGAAGUCCUCCUAGCAUUCUUCCCCGCCGACUACGACGUGGCAUCCCGCGCCACAGCCACCCGCCGUCUCGAAGAGUUCACCGGUGUAGCACUAAAGACAUCCCGCGACUGGCGCGGCAUCAGCUACGGCUGGAGUGUUGAAAACGAUGUACCUAUCCGAGGAGAUGAGGGUAAGACGGGGAGUAUGCUUGCUGCGUUUAUUGGAUGGCCUAGUAUUGAGGCGCAUCAGAAGUUUCGGGAGACGGAUGAUUUUAAGGAGAAUAUUGGGUUGUUGAGGGAGAUUCCGGGGUUGGUUAAGUUAGCUGCUUUCCAUGUUAGUUGUGUGAGUAAGGAGGCUGAGGGGUUGAAGGAGAGGGAUGCUGAGAAGGCUCAUGAGCAUGGACAUGAUCAUAGUUGUGGAUCUGGUGGAUGCUGUUAGUUCUGUAGACUAUGCACUUUUUGUUCUUUUGUUCUUGUAAACCAAAGAUUUGAAUUUAUAAAGAUGCUAUGUUAUGCCAUGAUUCAGCACACAGCCAGUUCGUCACAGUUCAGAUUUCUUCACUUUGUAUAAGGGGUUACAGAAUAUCAAUAUCCUUCAAAACUCAUUGC
This is a messenger RNA of Fusarium redolens, 936 nucleotides long. RefSeq lists its product as uncharacterized. The coding region runs from base 29 to 766 and encodes 245 amino acids. NCBI's taxonomy places the organism in Eukaryota, Fungi, Ascomycota, Sordariomycetes, Hypocreales, Nectriaceae. The transcript has 3 exons. The record is from RefSeq and is a predicted model, not a curated record.